AUGUUUUGGGCUGCUUUCUCUAGCCUACCACGUCGAUCAGGCCUAAUUCCACUCUUCGGAGAUCCUACAUCUAGAAGAGGGGGUGUUUCUUCACGUACCAUCGAAGAGUUAUAUCGGCGUAUCUUACCUACGCUACUUAAUAGCAUUGAUCGUAAUGCUAUUUUUCAGCAAGAUAACGCGCCCGUUCAUACUGCAUAUAUCCUUGAAUGCGAGAUUAUGGAGUGGCCCCCCUACUCGCCUGAUUUAAAUCCAAUUGAAAACCUAUGGUCGCUACUAAAAGCCGAAAUUUUGAAGCGUCAUCCUGAGCUUAUGCACCUGCCAAAUAACGAAUCUACAAAAGAUCUUUUACUGGAAACUGCGCAGGAAGCAUGGGAAGGCCUAGAUAUUGAGAUAUUUAAGCACCUAUCAGAGACUAUGCCUCAUAGGGUGGCUGAUGUUAUUAAAUAUGGAGGGUGGCAUACUAGCUAUUAA
Molecule: messenger RNA, 471 nt
Organism: Penicillium soppii
Lineage: Eukaryota; Fungi; Ascomycota; Eurotiomycetes; Eurotiales; Aspergillaceae
Exons: 2
Coding region: 1-471 (156 amino acids)
Molecular function (GO): nucleic acid binding
Source: RefSeq, a predicted model, not a curated record